AUGGAGGCUGUCUGUGUUCUGCUGCUGUUGCUGAGCUGCUGUAGUCUGUCUGGUGCGCAAGUUGAGAGCAGUAGUGAGGGAAACGUCACAAACGAAAUCUCUCAACGCUUUGACGACAAAGUAGGAAACAACUUGAUGAAAGAGCCGAUGGAGAGUCUCGGUGAAGUGGCAGGCACCACCGGCUCCCGAUCGGACAUCUACACUGUGCUGAGAGAACUUAGUGCCAAAGUGGAAGAUCUGGAGAAGGCAGGUAAUGAGAGACAUAAGGUGGCGUUCUCAGCAUCACUCUUCCCAUCAUCUCAACACAGAGGGCCCUUUAAUAUUGACACCACCCUGAUAUUCACAAAUGUUAUCACAAACAUUGGCCAAGCUUACAACUCUGGAACAGGUGUCUUUGCUGCACCGGUGAGAGGUGUCUACUACUUCACGUUCACUUGCAAUUCUAGGACUACAGGAAAAGUGAAUGCGGCCCUGUUGAAGAAUGGCCAAAAUAUGGCUGCAGUGAUUGAAAAUGGUCAUGUUGACAGCAUGGGGUCAAAUAGUGUAAUACUGCAGUUAGAUGAAGGUGAUCUUGUUAACAUUAUCCUCUGGAGUGACAACAGCAUCUAUGAUAAUGGAUACAGGAGCACAUUCACUGGUGUCCUGCUCUUUCCAAUGUGAGGAGAGCGUACCAUUUGCUUUUUGUAUGUUUAAUGAUUGUAAAGUUUUGUAGGAAUGUAUGUACUAUAAUCAAACACUGAUGCUCGUCUUCCUUCAGGAAAUACUGCAGGUGCAUUUCUCCAACGUUUGUGCAAACAGGAUUCUGAAGGUUUUACAAAUGUAUGAUUUAUAAAGAUUCUUAAUCACCAAUACAGUAAAACUGGUUUAUCAGAUGUCACAGAUGCAUAGGAACCCCCCCCACUAAGAGACCCAGCACUAACUACAGUGAGCCUGAGCACACUGUACUAGAGCAUAUGUGUAAGGACCGACGCCAGAGAUGAGAAGCAGGUACGGGGAGUCAACAUUUAAUCAGGAACAAACAGAUAACAGGACAGGAACAGUAUCAGCACACGGGUAAACAAGGAUAAAUGACAAUCAAUGCAGAAGCAGGGAACAGAGUUGGGAACCAGACAGAUAUAGGGAAGGUAAUGACAGAAGUGAUUGAGUCUAGGUGAGUCCAAUAAUCGCUGAUGCGCGUGACGGGGGGAGGCAGGUGUGCGUAAUGAUGAUGGCAGGAGUGAGAAGUUCUGGUGAGCCUGGUGCCCUCGAGCGCCAGGGGGGGAGGAGCAGGCGUGACAAUAUGUUUAGUUGAAUUGAAUUUAUUUCGCUUAUGUAACCAAGGAGCCUCAGAAACUGAAUGUACCAUACAUACUGCAGUGUCACAGAAAACAGUUUUGUUAACAUAACCUGGUUUAAUAAAAUCAUUUUUGUUCUGUUCUGGAAAAUAAAACAAAUAUAAGGAUCCAACCUA
Molecule: messenger RNA, 1450 nt
Organism: Oncorhynchus gorbuscha (pink salmon)
Lineage: Eukaryota; Metazoa; Chordata; Actinopteri; Salmoniformes; Salmonidae
Product: complement C1q-like protein 2
Exons: 3
Coding region: 1-660 (219 amino acids)
Molecular function (GO): protein binding
Source: RefSeq, a predicted model, not a curated record